Molecule: messenger RNA, 976 nt
Organism: Suricata suricatta (meerkat)
Lineage: Eukaryota; Metazoa; Chordata; Mammalia; Carnivora; Herpestidae
Gene: CXHXorf65
Product: chromosome X CXorf65 homolog
Exons: 6
Coding region: 418-945 (175 amino acids)
Source: RefSeq, a predicted model, not a curated record
UCUCUCUCUCUCUUUCUCUCUCUCUCUCUCUCUCAAAAUAAAUAAAUAAACAUUAAAAAAAGAACUAGAUUUAUCAUGGUGCCCCCACUCCCAGCAAAUCUUCACAGACCCCACUCAGGUUCUUCUCCCCUUAUCCUUACUCCACCUUCUGCCACACAUACCACUUCUGACCUCAUAAUCCCUCAACUGCAGCCUCAGGCCCCACCCCUGGGGAUGUUGGUUAUCCACAGCUGCCAGUAUCUCUCUCUGGGCUUCUUCAGCCUAUGUAAUCCAGCUACCUCUCUAGAUCCCCAACCCUAUGGGCCCACUUGCACACACACACACACACACACACACACACACACUGGACCUCUAGAAUACUCUCCUUCCAAAUGACUCAUCAGGCCUAUAUCUGAAGAGUGAGAAGGUCUUGACAUCAUGUUCAUUUUCAUCACACAUGGAGAUAAUGAGCAGUUUCUGGCCAAUAUCAAUUGCUCUGUCCUUCUGUUGAUGCAUUAUACCCGCAGAAAAAUAGGGCUGCCUAAAACAGACAUCAUCGAUUUGUGUGAUGAAACGGGGACAAUGAAGAUGUUUUUCGUGAUGAAGACCCCUGGAGACUAUGCCAGCAAAUUUCUUACAGCUCGAAGCACCUACUAUGUUUGUAAGGUGGAGCAUGGAGCACGAGGAACCCGACUAGAGAAUGCCUACAAAGCUUUUGUGCCCCUCCUGAAGAAUCCAGAACCUGAGCUACUUGAGAACUUGCGCACACAAUGUGAUGUCAUGGAGAAGAAUCGACUGAAAAUGCUUAAAAGCCAAGAAGCCAAGAAAGUUACAAUCAAAUCCACUGUGACCAUCCCAUCCAAAUCAAUGGGAAGAUCAUAUGAAGAGAGGCCCCCUCCCCCUCGCAGGGGCCUGACCUUCAAGACCAGAGCAGACGUUCUCAGUAAAAAGGAUAGACAUCACUAACUAAAUAAAGUGACCAAGUGACAGCAGUUAA